UCCGGUUGGUAAAAAAAAAAACAAAAUGGCUCAGGGUAAGCAGAAGUUUACAGCUCAGCGGCCAGGAUCUUCCAAAAAACACCAACAGAACAAACAGAAAGGACCGAAGAAAGGAGGGAGGAUCAUUGCACCUAAGAAAGCUCAAGUGGUCCAGCAACAGAAGCUGAAGAAGGGUUUAGAGGUUGCCAUCAGAAACAAGAUUGAGCAGGAGGUGACCCAGAAGGCCAGCUCCUCCCUCCACAAGCCACUGAGUGUGGUUAAAGGGGCUGAACGUAAAGGCAACCCAGGAGCAGUCCAUCCAGGAACCAGCUCCAAAUAGGACCAGAUACAGAAGAACACCUAGAGACCUGAUCUGAUGUGCUGCCUUUUAUUACUUUGCAAGCAAGCAAAGUUUAUUUAUGUAGCACCUUUCUAAACCUACGUUACAAGGUGCUUUACAGUAAAACAUAAGAAAU
Molecule: messenger RNA, 455 nt
Organism: Monopterus albus (swamp eel)
Lineage: Eukaryota; Metazoa; Chordata; Actinopteri; Synbranchiformes; Synbranchidae
Gene: cunh19orf53
Product: chromosome unknown C19orf53 homolog
Exons: 3
Coding region: 26-319 (97 amino acids)
Source: RefSeq, a predicted model, not a curated record